Crotalus tigris (Tiger rattlesnake) is the source of this 2677-nucleotide messenger RNA. RefSeq names its product prolylcarboxypeptidase (gene PRCP). The record is from RefSeq and is a predicted model, not a curated record. Gene Ontology annotation, molecular function: dipeptidyl-peptidase activity; serine-type exopeptidase activity. The transcript has 9 exons. Gene Ontology annotation, biological process: angiogenesis involved in wound healing; negative regulation of systemic arterial blood pressure; regulation of blood vessel endothelial cell migration. NCBI's taxonomy places the organism in Eukaryota, Metazoa, Chordata, Lepidosauria, Squamata, Viperidae. The coding region runs from base 5 to 1504 and encodes 499 amino acids.
CGUCAUGAGGGUCUCUGCGGGGAUGUGGGGCGGGUGGCUCUUCUGCCUCGCCUGGGUCGGCGAUUUCGGGCGUGCCCAGAGCAUCUUCGCUCCUCUGCGUCUCCACGAGGCCCCCCGUCCCGAUCCCUCCCGGCUCUUGGGGCUUCACGCUUACCGCACUUGCUAUAUCACCCAGAAGAUUGAUCACUUUGGUUUUGCUGAAAAUCGCACUUUCAAGCAGCGUUACCUCCUAGCAGAUCAGCACUGGAAGAAAGGCGUUGGAUCCAUCCUCUUCUACACUGGCAAUGAAGGGGACAUCUCCUGGUUUGCAAAUAACACGGGUUUCAUGUGGAAUGUGGCUGAAGAAUUAGGUGCAAUCCUGGUUUUUGCCGAACACCGAUAUUACGGGGAGUCUUUGCCUUUUGGAAAUAAGUCAUACACUGAUGCCAAGCAUCUGAACUACUUGACUUCAGAGCAAGCUCUGGCUGAUUUUGCAAUACUUAUCCAGCACUUGAAAAAUACAAUUCCUGGAGCGCAGAAUACUCCAGUGAUUGCCAUAGGAGGAUCCUAUGGAGGAAUGCUCGCUGCCUGGUUCCGAAUGAAGUAUCCCCACAUAGUAAUUGGAGCUUUGGCUGCGUCGGCCCCCAUUUGGCAGUUUGACAGCUUGGUUCCCUGUGGUUCCUUUUAUAAGAUAGUGACUGAAGAUUUCAGAAAAGGUGGGCUUGGCUGUUCAGAAACCAUUCGGAAUUCCUGGGCAGCCAUUAAGCGUAUUGCUGGCACAGAGAAAGGCUUGCAAUGGCUUUCCCACACAUUUCAUUUGUGCAGUCCCUUGAAAACCACAACAGAUGUCAUCAACUUCAAAGAAUUGCUGAGAGAGGCAUGGAUAUAUUUGGCUAUGGUAGACUAUCCAUAUGAAGCAGCCUUCUUACAGCCUCUUCCUGCCUGGCCUGUUAAGGUUAUCUGUAAAUAUCUGAAAAAUCCUAAACUGCCAGACAGAUUGUUGCUCCAGAAUAUCUUCCAGGCUGUAAACAUCUACUACAACUACACAGGAAAGGCGUCCUGCUUGAACUUAACUCAGACUGCUACUAAAAGUCUGGGCCUUCGGGGCUGGUCUUACCAGGCCUGCACUGAGAUGGUGAUGCCCAUGUGUUCAGAUGGUAUCAAUGAUAUGUUUGAGCCACAGAAAUGGGACUUCCAUGCUUACUCAGAAGAUUGUUUCAAAACCUGGGGGGUACGACCCCGCCCUUACUGGAUUCCCACUAUUUAUGGUGGGAAAAACAUAAGUGCUCAUAGUAACAUCAUUUUCAGCAACGGAGGACUCGAUCCUUGGUCCGGCGGUGGCGUGACAAAGAAUAUCACGGACACUCUAGUUACAAUCGUGAUCCCGGAAGGAGCUCACCAUCUGGAUCUGCGCGCCAACAACCCCUCGGAUCCCAUCUCCGUCCUGCAGGCUCGCCUCUUGGAAGUCCACUACAUGAAGUUGUGGUUACAGAAGCAAAAGAGGGUUAAAAAGUGCCCAAAGUAACUGGAUUAUAGUUGGAUUUUUUGGUGUUGUUUUUUUUUGGUAGCAAAUACUUUCUUCUAGUUACCAUCUCCUUUCUGGAUUGUCACUUCUUCAUCUCGCUUCCUGGGCCUUCUCUACCUUCUCCCAAUUUUUAAUCCCAGUGUUUGUUUGAGGGAAGCUGGAUCCUCCACGGCUCAGCUUCGCUUGGUGACAUCCCAUCCAUGUAUCUCAUUACAGGAAGCCGAGAGGAUUGAGCUGUAGCACUAGUGGUAGGGAUUCAAGUAAGUGAAUCACCGGUUCUCUGUUUGGAUGCCACUUUCGGAUGUCCAUUCUGGGCCUGGGCAACAAAAAAUAUAGCUACCGGUUCUGCUGAAGUGGUGCGAACUGGCUGAUUCCCACCACUGUGUAGGAGCCACAACUGGGAAUGCUUCUAUUCCUCAACCCCUUUCGCCUUUCUCCUGCCCCACUUGCUUAGCUGUCUUCAUACGGGGAGCUGGACUCCAUAUUGUCUUAAUUUAAGGAACUCAAGGGAAAAACAGGUGGUAGGGUAGCUGAUAGCCUUCUGACUUUAAAGAAAGAAUAGACAAAUUUGUGAAGGAACAUUUGUCCUCAAAAUACUUGAGACAAUAAUUACGUUGUCCCUUGCCACUGGCUGGAAGGCAUUCCACUUGUACGGAUCCUGCUCUUGAUCUGGGCUGUUUACUUUGAAAUCCAGUCAACAGGAAGCACUAUUAGAGCAGAAGACUGUUGUUUUUGUGUGUUGUUUGGUUGCCAGGAUGGUGCUAAACAAGAUGGGCCUGUGGCCACUUGUGCUGAGCUACCAUGCUAGUAGUUGCUCAGCUAGAAGAUAGGGAGUAUGUAGAUCAGAGGUCUUCAAACUUGGCAACUUUAAGACUUGUGGACUGCAAUUCCCAGAAUUCCUCAGCCAGCCCUCAGGGCUGGCUGAGGAAUUCUGGGAGUUGAAGUCCACAAGUUUUAAAGUUGCCAGGCUUGAAGUUCCCUGGUGUAGAUCAUCCCCUGCAAGUCAGACAUUUUGGUUCUGACCAGGUUUAACACCAGUGAUAGUUGAAAUUACUACAGAUAGUCCUCAACAUACAGCCAUAUUUGAGCCCAACAUUUUUGUUGUUGAGCGGAACAUUUGUUACAUGAACUUUGCCCCAUUUUACAACCUUUCUUGCCACAGUUGUUAAGUGA